GCCAACCUCACGCAGUUUAUCGGUAAUUUCCGGGGAGUCUCCCGGCAGUGCCCACAGUUGGGAGGGGAUUAAUACGUUUCCGCUGUCGCUAAUGAGUAGACAGAAGGAGCAGAGAGAUCUUCAGGGAUGUCUGCUUUGCUUAGUCGGUUGUGUGUGUCUGUGAGGCCGGUGCGGGCCCUGUAUGGGCUGCGGAACAGCGGCACUGGUGCUUAUCGGGGGUACAACACCAACCCGGUUCACUGUUCAGCAUGGUCUGUGGCUCGCGGGUUUUCCACUGUUCCAGCACAAACCAUUAAAUACGAAGAACUGAAAGACUUACUGAAAAAAGAGGGUGUUGCUCUCAUAGAUGUGAGGGAGCCGUGGGAAGUGAAAGAAUAUGGUGUUAUCAAGGGGUCUUUAAACAUUCCAUUGGGUGAUUUGGUUUCGGCAUUGCAGUUGGAUCCUACAGUUUUUGAAAAAAAAUAUCAAAUGAAAAUGCCAGAGAAAACCAGCACUUUAAUUUUCUCCUGUCUCGCUGGAAUCCGAAGCAAGAAUGCUGUUAAUGUUGCAGAAUCACUAGGUUUUAAUAGAGUUCAUCAUUAUUCAGGUGGCUUUGACGACUGGGCAAGACAUGAACCACCAGAAAAAAAGCUUUGAUACAACCUCUUUGAUAUGCACAUUAUAUCCUAAUGUAUGCUUUCUUCUUUACUACAACUGUUUAUAGGUUUUCACAGGUCAUGCACUGACUAAAAGGGAGGAAAUUGUUAUAUACCUUUAUAUUGUAUAUGAGGCUUUUUGUGAUUAAACUUUUUUCAUCAGUGUA
Xenopus laevis (African clawed frog) is the source of this 802-nucleotide messenger RNA. It is a transcript of the gene tstd3.L, whose product is annotated as thiosulfate sulfurtransferase (rhodanese)-like domain containing 3 L homeolog. Lineage: Eukaryota; Metazoa; Chordata; Amphibia; Anura; Pipidae. Bases 127 to 636 code for a protein of 169 amino acids. The record is from RefSeq and is a predicted model, not a curated record. The transcript has 4 exons.